This is a messenger RNA of Symbiodinium pilosum, 411 nucleotides long. The record is from the annotation of a GenBank genome assembly. NCBI's taxonomy places the organism in Eukaryota, Dinophyceae, Suessiales, Symbiodiniaceae.
AUGGCAAGCAAGACUGCAGAGGCUUCGCCUGUCGGACCAAAGACCGUCCGUCGGGGAAAUUACAGCUCCGGUCCGCAUGUGGCCGUCACCAGCCGUGUUGUGCUGCAGCCCAAUCCCAACUUCGAUGCCGCCCCCCCUGCGAAGGCACCAACCAGCACUGCAGUCUCAAAGGUUGCCGCGAAGGUGCCAGCUGCGCGUGCCUCACAGUACACAUUGCCAGCACCUCACAGCGCUGAAGCCCAGAAGGUCCAUCUCCUUGGAGACUUGACCAAGACGCUACAGACUAUACUGACAAAAUUGCAAGACAGAGAACUGCCUGACAGUCAGCGCGAGCAGUACCAAGCUAUGGCUGACAAGAUCCACCUUCGGAUCAAGGCCAUCAAUCUGCCGGGUGCAGCACGCCGCCGUUGA